UGUAUAUUUCCAAUGGUAACAUUUUGCUUUACAAUUAAGAAGCGUUUAAUGUAAGAAAUGAUCCCUUUUGAAGUGGUUUGAGGUUUCUCUACACAGGUGUUGUACCGAUUUCCUGACUGCCUUUGUUCAACUUUCUUUACUUUCUCCGUCAUGACCUUUUUUUGAACUGUGUUCUUACUUCUAAAGUAGUUUGUAUGCAAUUAUGGAUUCUUCAUUUUAGUUUGCAACUGAAUAAUCCUCUUAGAAACAGGGGAAAUGGGAGGGUCCACUUUGAGUGUUGCUAAGGCACUUUGUGAGCUUCAGUUGGAAUUGCACCAGCAGUCUUCAAGUUUUGAGGUUGUUGAAAUUGGAAGAAAAACAUGAUGCAGAACUAAAGUAGAAGCUAAGGGUGUGGAUUUCUUAAUUAUUGAACCCUUCUUCCAAUCCACAAGGGUUAAGUGAAAAGGAUGCUGUGUUUGUCAGACAGUGAGGAGAAGAAGGUGAAUGAGUUUCAAAAGAUUGUUGAAGCAAUUAAAGUAGAAGAAGUAGAAUGCUUGAGGAGGUUCAGUGGGAAAGUGUUCAGAUCCCCAACUUUGUUUGAGGAUAUGGUUAAAUGCAUUCUCCUUUGUAACUACCAGAAUGUCACACCUAUACCUCUUUCUCUUAUUACUGUACUGCAUAUUUCUUAAUCAGUCAUUGAAUAAUCAUCCUUGGCAUGGCUUCAUUUUGCCACUAGAAUCCAUCUGGUGGCUUAUGGCUUUCAAAAUGGACAGCAGGGGAAACAGGAUGAGUGAGCAAGGGAAUCAAUUGGGUUAGCUAGUGUUCAUAAUCAACAAGAAGGCAGAAAGGAGAAGACAAUAGAGAGAGGAAAUCUGGCAACUAAACUUGCUAGAACUUCAGUCAACUCUCACAUGUAGAAGAACUAGAAAAAGAAAUUAAGGUGUUAGACUAAGGCUACUGAAGUAACAAGAGUUUAGAAGUGGGUUCAUGGUCUUAUCAAGCAAAGAGUGUGAGCUUCAACUAAAUAAGCCUAUGGCAAAUUCCACACAGCAACAAGGGAGUGGGGGAGGAGGGAAAGCUUGGAGGGAGAUGCUAUGCCAGGAUUAUGAUAUGAUAAAUGGAAAAGAGUCAAGAGUGAGUAUUUACUUGUUGAUGGAAUAUGACUUACUUGAGUUCAAGUCAAGGGGCGGCUCAUGGUUAUAACUCAUAAUGUAAGAGGAGUGCUUCCUAGUUCCAAAUAUGUUUAUGCCAUCCUUCAAAAAAUUAUUGAAAUUAAUUAUUAGGAGUUGGGACCAUGUUUGUUAAAGCAUUUAGAUGAGUGGCGAAGAUCUGGAGUAUUAGCAUUUUCUGAAGGACAGAGCAUUUUGACCUGGAUUGGCACAACUAAAGGUGGAAAGGGAACUAUGUAUGAGGGUUUUUCAUACAAACUUUCCCUGUGAUUCCCAUUGGACUUCCCUUUCAAGCCACCUCAAGUGAGGUUUGAAGCCAUGAGCUUCCAUCCAAAUGUUGAUCAGUUUGGGAACAUUUGCCUUGAUAUUCUUCAGGUAUCAAAUUAAGCAAGUAUAUUGGUUUUCAGUUAAACCAUUUGCUCUUAACAACAUGAGAAUAAGAUUGGGAAAAGAAACCUCUACUUGCUUCUGUUAUAUUAAAGUGUUUGAACCUAUUGCCUUGGCGGAUAUUAGAAUUGUAACAUAUUUUUAUUUUUCAUAGCGUGGCUUUACUACUGAACCAAGGGAUCAUUGGACAAAUGGUCUUCUGCUUAUGGUUGCCAAACCAUUCUAUUGUCCUUUCAAAAUCUAAUGAGGAGUUCUGGUUUCUCUUCCUUUAAUAUUUAAGUCAAGACACUGGUAAAAUAUCUCUCUAAAUUAACCAAGAACUAUUGUUGCAUGCAAAGCUAAUCCCAAUAGUAUCCUCAACAGCUAUGCUGCAAAACAAUGGAGCAAUAAAGAAGGUUGAAGAUUGAACCCUGUUAUUUCCCAUAUCAUAUUUAAUCCUCAUUGCUGUUAUUUAUUGCGUUUGAAGAUUAAGUUUCAAAGUUUAAUGUUCCUAGGUUGACAGCUGUUUAUUGACCUAAACUAGGUAUUAUGUACUAUGUAUAUGCAUUAAACUUUAAGGAAUUUG
This is a messenger RNA of Rubroshorea leprosula, 2100 nucleotides long. Lineage: Eukaryota; Viridiplantae; Streptophyta; Magnoliopsida; Malvales; Dipterocarpaceae. The record is from the annotation of a GenBank genome assembly.